Seminavis robusta is the source of this 708-nucleotide messenger RNA. The record is from the annotation of a GenBank genome assembly. NCBI's taxonomy places the organism in Eukaryota, Bacillariophyta, Bacillariophyceae, Naviculales, Naviculaceae.
AUGGAGGGUCAGGACAGUCGAGCUCGAGUUCGAGCCCACUCCCAUGGCAAUUUAAAUAACAAUGGUAGGCCUCCCUUGCUCCCGGUAGGUGGCGCCACCACCACCGUAACAACUGGCGUCCUCCCUGCGAAUCACAACAGUAAAGAUACAACAAGUAAACACCAGCACUUCAAACUGUACAAACCUGCCAAGGUAUUGACGCAGUUUGUGUUCACCCAUCGAACACGCAAAAAGAGAACCUUGUUGGGAGAUGUCCUCCGUGGCACUGCCACUUGCACUGCCGAUUCGAGUGAACCAGUACCGAUACCAUUGAAAUGGCCCAUGGGAACCAUGGCCAUUGGUCGGUUGGACGAAGAUUCCGAAGGGUUGCUCCUCCUGACCACGGAUGGAACCGUAUCGGAGAGGGUGCGUCGCACAUCGGUCGAGAAGGAAUACUGGGUCCAACUGGAUGGACAGAUCACCGAACAAGCCCUUCACCGGCUUUGUCAUGGAGUGCCAAUUUCCCUGCCGACAGGGCCCAAAUGCGACAAGGAUCAGGGGGGCAGGUCCACGUACACGUACACGACCCUGCCGUGUCAAGCUCGUGUUUUGGAUACCGUCGUCGUCCGCGUAAACGCAACGAGCACCACAGCCAAGGCAAAGAAUCCCUCUGCAGGGCCAGUGGCAGUAUCCAAGCGAAAGAGAAAGAGAAAAACUUUUGGGGGGUAA